AUGUCCGAUGGGGGCGUAGUGGACGGUUCGUGGCAGCUGAACAUAACUGUCACGGACUUUGACGUUGUUAGAACUUUACGAGUUAAAGGUGACCUCCAUAUAGGUGGUGUUAUGUUGCAAUUGGUAGAAGCUUUGGAUAUUGCAUUUGAUUGGUCUGAUCAUGCUUUGUGGUGGCCUUUGCGAAACAGAUGGCUUAAUCGUACCCGUUCAACUUUAGAUCAAUAUGGAGUACAAGCUGAUGCAAAGUUAGAAUUCACGCCAAUGCACAAAUCUUUACAAAUCCAGCUUCCUAGCUUGAAAAUCAUAGAAUUGAUGGUGGAUUUCUCUUGCAAUGUUUUUGGGGCUGUCAUUCAAAUCUGUUGGAUACUUGCUUAUAACUUAAUGGUUUGUUCUUGCAAUCAUAAUGUAUUGAUCUUUCUUUCUUUCUUUUCUUUUCUUUUUUUUCUUUUCUUUUCUUUUUUUCUUUUCUUUUCUUUUCUUUCUUUUCUUUCUCUUUCUUUUCUUUCUCUUCUUUCUUUUCUUUUUCUUUCUUUUCUUUCUCUUCUUUCUUUUCUUUCUUGUCUUUCUUUUCUUUCUCUUCUUUCUUUUCUUUCUCUUCUUUCUUUUCUUUCUUUUCUUUCUUUUCUUUUCUUUCUUUUCUUUCUUUUCUUUCUUUUCUUUCUCUUCUUUCUUUUCUUUCUUUUCUUUUCUUUUUUUUCUUUCUUUUUUCUUUUUUCUUUCUUUUUUCUUUUCUUUUUCUUUCUUUCUUUUUUCUUUUUCUUUUUUUUUUUCUUUCUUUUCUUUUUCUUUUCUUUUCUUUUUUUCUUUUCUUUCUUUUUUUCUUUUCUUUUCUUUUCUUCUUUCUUUUCUUUUUCUUUCUUUCUUUCUUUCUUUUCUUUCUUUUCUUUCUCUUCUUUUCUCUUCUUUCUUUUCUUUUUCUUUUCUUUUCUUUCUUUCUUUUCUUUCUUUCUUUCUUUUUUCUUUCUUUCUCUUUUUCUUUCUUUCUUUUUUCUUUUCUUUUUUUUCUUUCUUUCUUUUCUUCUUCUUUCUUUUUUCUUUUUUCUUUCUUUCUUUCUUUCUUUCUUUCUCUUCUUUCUUUUUUUUCUCUUCUUUCUUUUUUUUCUCUUCUUUCUUUUUUUUCUCUUCUUUCUUUUUUUUCUCUUCUUUCUUUUUUUUCUCUUCUUUCUUUUUUUUCUCUUCUUUCUUUUUUUUCUCUUCUUUCUUUUUUUUCUCUUUCUUUUUUCUUUCUUUUCUUUCUUUCUUUCUCUUCUUUCUUUCUUUCUCUUCUUUCUUUCUUUCUCUUCUUUCUUUCUUUCUCUUUCUUUCUUUCUUUCUCUUUCUUUCUUUCUUUCUCUUUCUUUCUUUCUUUCUCUUUCUUUCUUUCUUUCUCUUUCUUUCUUUCUUUCUCUUUCUUUCUUUCUCUUCUUUUCUUUUUUUCUCUCUUUCUCUCUCAAAGCAAUGAGAGAAAAAGUGGAUGGCAUACGUCAUCCUGAAGAACUUUCGUUGAUGAGGAAACUAGAAAAGGAAGAUCUAAAGAAGAAUACUUUUGUGACUCUGCGUAACAAGCGCCAUCAGCAUCAUCAUGAGGCACCACACAGCCCUGGCAACUGGAACAGUCCUCACAAUUCUUCUAACAGCCUCGACCGUCUUGGCAAUCGCAGUCCAAUGACCCAUUCACCACACAACACUCUCUCUCCUAAUACUCCACUUAGUGGCUUUAGUAUGUCGUCCAACUCUCCGUACAGCACAUUCAAUGCCAACAACAGCUACACUGCGGGUUCUUUGCACAGCCUAAACACUGAUGAAAUGGAGCUGAUGACCAGUCCUCAUAUAUCAACUAAAGAAGCUUUUAACAUGUUGUUGCGUCCAAAGACAUAUGCAGAAAAGGCCAGAAUCAACAAAGGGUGGCUAGAUUCUUCAGUUUCCUUGAUGGAACAAGGAAUUAGAGAGAAAGAACUUUUGCUGCUGAAAUUUAAAUUCUUCACCUUUUAUGACCUUAGUCCAAAGUAUGAUUCCAUACGGAUAAAUCAGAUUUAUGAACAAGCCAAAUGGGGAUUAAUAUCUGAAGAGAUUGACUGUACAGAAGAAGAAAUGAUCAUGUUUGCUGGUUUGCAGAUGCAAAUUGAACUUCAAAGUGAGCAACCCCAGCCGGAUCAUUUUGAUGAGACUGACCUUCAUGCUGAAGAUGAUAUAGACUCUGCACUAACAGAAUUGCAAGAAUCUCUUGAAGGCGGAUCACAUUCUUGCCCAACUGAUAUUACCAAUGUCCCUGAAUUAGGAACCUACAUCAAAAUAUUCAAGCCAAAGAAAUUUACCCUAAAAAAUUUCAAGCGGUUUUACUGUGUAUUUAGGGAAUACACUAUUUCAUUGUACAAAAGUAAAGAUGAUACCUGUGGUAAUGCUAUUUCCAAAAUAGCUACAAAAGGCUGUGAGACAAGCCCUGACGUAAACCUCUCUAGUAAGAAAUAUGGAAUAAAAUUGUUUGAACCAACAAAAGAAGGAAUGUCUGAGAUUUGGCUUCGGUUUGAUACAGAGGAAAGUUAUUGUCAGUGGAUGGCUGCUUGUCGGCUAGCUUCCAAGGGGAAGACAAUGGCUGAUAGUUCUUAUGAGAGUGAAGUGAAUGCUCUGAAAACGUUCCUGAGUAUGCAACAGCCAGUCUCUGGAAAUUCUACUGAUAACAGCUUAAGUCGGGACAUCCACGUGGAGGAUUACGUGGCACCUCGUUUUGCCAAAAGACUCAAGUCAUCUCAGAUUGUUCGUCGAAUCACCGAUGCUCAUUCAAAUGUAAAAGAUUUGAACUUGACAGAUGCCAAAUUAGCUUACAUCAAGGCAUGGCAGGCACUUCCAGAAUAUGGCAUUACAUAUUUUAUUAUUAAGAUGAACACCAACAAGAAAGAAGAAUUGAUUGGUGUCGCUAGCAAUCGUAUAAUUCGAAUGGAUCUACAUUCUGGUGAUUCGAUCAAAACAUGGCGUUACAACACUUUGCAAACUUGGACAGUCAACUGGGAAUCUCGUAAAGUGAUUCUAAAAUUUGAAGAAGAGGAAAUUGUCUUUGACAGUUUAGCUUCCGAUUGCAAAGUUGUGCAUGAAUUCAUUGGCGGAUAUAUCUUCCUUUCAAUGCGGUCUUCCGAUAAAAGCCAAACUUUGGACGAAGCCCUCUUCCACAAAUUAACUGGAGGCCGAUUGUAA
This is a messenger RNA of Acanthosepion pharaonis, 3168 nucleotides long. The record is from the annotation of a GenBank genome assembly. Lineage: Eukaryota; Metazoa; Mollusca; Cephalopoda; Sepiida; Sepiidae.